Molecule: messenger RNA, 1410 nt
Organism: Nanorana parkeri
Lineage: Eukaryota; Metazoa; Chordata; Amphibia; Anura; Dicroglossidae
Gene: B4GALNT1
Product: beta-1,4-N-acetyl-galactosaminyltransferase 1
Exons: 9
Coding region: 1-1407 (468 amino acids)
Biological process (GO): ganglioside biosynthetic process
Source: RefSeq, a predicted model, not a curated record
AUGAGGACCAACAGAAAGCUGUGCUUUGUGCUGGUGCUUCUGGUUCCAUUAAGCUUCUUCUGCUUCCAUUUGUUGACCAGAUCUGACAAAGUGGUGGCGCUGUGGAAUAGAGAAGCCCCUACGGAUAUCCUGGAUACCACUAUACUACAGCCUGUAGACAAAUAUGCUCACAUAUCAUUGAAAUGGAAAGAUGAAGUUUUAGAGUCAUACAAUCCAACUGACAAGUUUAUUGUUGCUGGAGCCAACUCCCCACUGCAAUAUCCAGUACAAGGCUUGGAGGUCCGACCGCUAAAAACAAUGCUGAUACCAGGCUUAAGUUUACUGGAUCUCAAUAAAAAAGACAAAUAUGAGGUGAGCCUCACAGGUGCAAUUGGGACAUUUGAUGUGGCUGCAGAAGUAGAUGGGGUGACAAUAAGAGGUGCAAGUGAAAAACAGAUCACGUUAUCCAGCCCUCUUCUGGACAAUCUGAAUCGCCAGCUCCAGCUAAUUUCAUAUACCAACACCAUUUUUCACCCAGAUACAGCAGAUAUUGUUCAGUUUCAGACAAGUGGACACACUGCAGCAUUUACAAUUAAGGUCCGCCAUCCCAAAGUUCCUAAAUUGUACGAUGGAGGACCUAGUAACUCAAACUACAACAUUAGUGCCCUCGUCACCAUAGCGACCAAAACAUUCCUUCGUUAUGACAAGUUGCAGAAUCUAAUAGACAGCAUCAGGAGAUUUUACCCUACUGUAACCAUCAUUAUAGCUGAUGAUACUGAAAAACCCCAGAAAGUUGAAGGUGCUUAUGUUGAACAUUACAUCAUGCCAUUUGGAAAGGGUUGGUUUGCUGGUAGAAAUCUGGCCAUCUCCCAAGUGACCACAAAGUACGUCUUGUGGGUUGAUGAUGACUUCAUAUUUUGUUCUCGCACCAAGAUCGAGAAACUGGUUGAUGUUCUAGAGAAGACAAGUCUAGACCUGGUUGGUGGCGCUGUGAGGGAAAUUACAGGAUUUUCUACAACGUAUCGACAGAAGAUUACUGUCCAAUCAGGUGGCAAAGAAGGUGACUGCCUUAGCACGACUCAAGGUUAUCACCAUGUCAUUGAGGGAUUUCCCAACUGUGUGGUGGCCGAUGGAGUGGUGAACUUCUUCUUGGGACGAACAGAAAAAAUGUUGAAAGCUGGUUUUGACCCACGGUUGUCAAGAGUUGCUCAUUUAGAAUUCUUUAUAGACGGACUACGAGAACUGCAUGUAGGUUCGUGUGAUGAUGUCAUUGUAGACCAUGCUUCAAAAAUCCACCUUCCAUGGUCACAAACGCAAACGGAUAAAGAAUAUUCAAAAUUCCGUUAUCCUGAAGCAUCCAUUAGAAAAAAUAUCCAACAUGAGUUGUUUUACUUUAAAAAUCGCUUCAAGUGCAUGACUGGAAACUGAAAG